This is a messenger RNA of Fukomys damarensis (Damara mole-rat), 2293 nucleotides long. RefSeq names its product growth arrest specific 6 (gene Gas6). The transcript has 14 exons. Lineage: Eukaryota; Metazoa; Chordata; Mammalia; Rodentia; Bathyergidae. Gene Ontology annotation, molecular function: calcium ion binding. The record is from RefSeq and is a predicted model, not a curated record. The annotation marks the transcript as partial. Gene Ontology annotation, cellular component: extracellular region.
CCUGCGGUGCGCCGCGUCCCGCCAGCUGACUCUCCUUUCUCCACAGCGCUGCUGCUGCGGGCCCGAGAGGCCGCGCAGUUCCUGCGGCCAAGGCAGCGCCGGGCCAACCAGGUCUUCGAGGAGGCCAAGCAGGGCCACCUGGAGCGGGAGUGCGUGGAGGAAUGGUGCAGUCGGGAGGAGGCCCGGGAGGUGUUCGAGAACGACCCUGAGACGGAAUAUUUCUAUCCAAGAUACCAAGAGUGCAUCAACAAAUAUGGACCCCCAAACACCAAACACCCAGACUUUGUCACUUGUGUCCGGAAUCUGCCUGACCAAUGCACCCCUAACCCGUGUUAUAAGCAGGGGACCCAAGUCUGCCAGGACCUCAUGGGCAACUUCUUCUGCGUGUGCAGAGCCGGUUGGGGGGGCCGGCGAUGUGACAAAGAUGUGGAUGAGUGCAGCCAGGAGAGUGGAGGCUGCGGCCAGGUCUGCCUCAACACACCAGGCAGCUUCCACUGUGCCUGCCACAGCGGCUAUGCGCUCAGCCUCAAUGACAGCCGGACCUGUCACGACAUAGAUGAGUGUGCGGACACAGAGGCCUGCGGGGAGGCGCACUGCAAGAACCUGCCGGGUUCGUACACCUGCCUCUGUGAUGAGGGCUUCGAAUUCAGCACUCAGGACAAGGCCUGCCAAGAUGUGGAUGAGUGUGCGCAGGGACGCUGCGAGCAGACCUGUGUCAACACCCUGGGCAGCUACACCUGCCACUGCAAUGGCCGCGGCGGCCUCAAGCUGUCCCCCGACAUGGAUACCUGUGAGGACAUUUUGCCCUGUGUGCCCUUCAGCGCAGCCAAGAGCAUGAAGUCCUUGUACCUGGGCCGCAUGUUCAGUGGAGCCCCAGUGAUCCGGCUGCGCUUCAAAAGGCUGCAGCCUACCAGGCUAGUGGCUGAGUUUGACUUCCGGACCUUUGACCCUGAAGGCAUUCUCUUCUUUGCUGGAGGCCACUUGGACAGCAGUUGGGUAGUACUGGGCCUGCGGGCUGGCCGGCUGGAGCUGCAGCUACGCUACAAUGGUGUUGGCCGUGUCACCAGCAGUGGUCCAGUCAUCAACCAUGGCCUGUGGCAAACAAUCUCUGUGGAGGAGCUGGAUCGCAACCUAGUGAUCAAGGUCAACAAGGACGCUGUGAUGAAGAUCGCGGUGGCUGGAGACCUAUUCCAGCUGGACCGAGGCCUGUACCACCUGAACCUCACAGUGGGGGGCAUUCCCUUCUCAGCCCAGGACCUUGUUCAGCCUAUCAACCCUCGCCUGGAUGGCUGCAUGAGGAGCUGGAGCUGGCUGAAUGGGGAAGACAGCACUAUCCAGGAAACGGUGAAAGCAAACACGAAGAUGCAGUGUUUCUCGGUGACGGAGAAGGGGUCCUUCUUCCCUGGCAGCGGAUUUGCCUUCUACAGCCUCAGCUACACGCGGACGUCCCUGGACACGGGGACUGGAGGAACCUGGAAAGUGGAAGUCGUGGCUCGGAUUCGCCCCGCAGCCGAUACGGGAGUGCUGCUCGCUCUGGUAGGCGGCAACCACACAGUGGCCCUGUCCGUGGCCCUGGUCGACUACCACUCCACGAAGAAGCUGAAGAAGCAGCUGGUGGUCCUGGCGGUGGAGGACAUUGCCCUGGCUCUGAUGGAGAUCAAGGUGUGUGAUGGUCAGGAGCAUGUGGUCACCGUGUCCCUGAAGGAGGGCAAGGCCAACUUAGAAGUGGACGGCACCAAGGGUCAGAGUGAAGUGAGCACUGCCCAGCUGCAGGAGCGGCUGGCCCUGCUGGCAACACACCUGCAGGGCUCUGUGCUCACCUUCAUCGGGGGCCUGCCAGAUGUGCCUGUGACCUCAGCACCAGUCACUGCCUUCUACCAUGGUUGCAUGACAAUGGAGGUUAACGGGAAACCCUUGGACCUGGACGAGGCCACGUACAAGCACAGCGACAUCAUCGCACAUUCCUGCCCACCCGUGGAGCAUGCUGUACCCUAGACCUCUGCAGGACGUCCGGGGACUCCUGUCCCGUCAUCCAGACAGGAAGGCACAACCCUGCACACCAAGCGGCUGGCCGCCCUGGCGAGAUGUUCUCCUGGAGAGCCCUGGGCAGUAACAAUCUUGUAAAUAAUGUCAGAAUCAAAGCUGUGCUUGGCCGCAGAGCGACUGAGCUCCCGGGGGACGCAUGGGAGGUAGCAGCUCACAGCAGAGUGAACUGGGAGAAAAUAGUCCCCUAUUAUUUUUAUUACCACACGCUUCUGACUGACUCUAAAAUAUGGAGAAUAAAAUAUUUAGA